This is a messenger RNA of Hordeum vulgare subsp. vulgare (domesticated barley), 2458 nucleotides long. RefSeq names its product eukaryotic translation initiation factor 3 subunit B-like. Gene Ontology annotation, molecular function: RNA binding; translation initiation factor activity; translation initiation factor binding. NCBI's taxonomy places the organism in Eukaryota, Viridiplantae, Streptophyta, Magnoliopsida, Poales, Poaceae. Gene Ontology annotation, cellular component: eukaryotic translation initiation factor 3 complex. The coding region runs from base 76 to 2241 and encodes 721 amino acids. The record is from RefSeq and is a predicted model, not a curated record. The transcript has 11 exons. Gene Ontology annotation, biological process: translational initiation.
ACUCAGCCGCAUCCAGAACCCUAGCUAGACCACCAGCGCCUCCGCCUCCGCCUCCGCCGUCGCGUGUAGGCGAAGAUGGCGCUCGCAAUCUCGAUGGAAGCCAUAGACGCGCGCGCGCGGGAGCUCGGGAUCGAUCUCGACUCCGUCGACGUCGACUCCAUCACCCUCCCGCCCGGCGAGGACUUCGACAUCCUCAGCGAUGAUGAGGAUUUACUUCAGAAUGAAGACAUUCCAGAGCUUGAGAUGGGCUUUUCAAACAUUAUUGUGGUGGACAAUCUGCCGGUUGUUCCCCCAGAAAAGUAUGAGAAGCUGGAGAACGUUGUACGCAAGAUAUACAGUCAAAUUGGUGUGAUCAAAGAAGGUGGGCUUUGGAUGCCUACACACCCAGAGACCAAGAAGACCUACGGCUACUGCUUCAUUGAGUAUAACACUCCGCAGGAAGCUGAGCUUGCCAGGGAAAAAACAAAUGGCUACAAACUGGACAAAUCUCACAUAUUUGCUGUUAAUAUGUUUGAUGACUUUGAGAAGUACAUGAAAGUUCCUGAUGAAUGGGCGCCGGCUGAAAUCAAGCCAUACACUCCUGGAGAAAAUCUUCUGAAGUGGCUAACUGAUGAUAAGGCCAGAGAUCAGUUUGUGAUCCGUGCUGGGACGUUCACUGAAGUUUACUGGAACGACGCCAGACGGGCAAUGCCUGAGCUUGUGUACCAAAAGCAGUACUGGACAGAUAGUUAUAUCCAAUGGUCCCCUCUUGGAACACACUUGGCUACCGUGCAUAGGCAGGGCGCUCAGGUGUGGGGUGGUGAUGAUAAGUUUGUUCGUCUAAUGCGCUUUGCUCAUCCACAGGUGAAACUCAUUGAUUUCUCUCCCGGUGAGAAAUAUUUGAUCACUUACAGCAGCCAGGAGCCCAGCAACCCUAGGGACACACAUAGGGUCCUACUAAAUAUCUUCGAUGUACGCACUGGAAAAGUGAUGCGGGACUUCAAGGGAAGUGCUGAUGAUUUCACUACUGGUGGAAAUAUGGGUGUCUCUGGUGUUUCAUGGCCUAUCUUCAGGUGGGGUGGUGGAAGAGAUGAUAAGUAUUUUGCUAGACUUGGAAAGAAUGUUAUAUCUGUCUAUGAGACUGAGACGUUCUCUCUUAUCGAGAAGAAGUCCCUGAAGGUAGAAAAUGUGGUUGACUUCAGUUGGUCUCCCACUGAUCCUAUCAUAUCACUCUUUGUGCCUGAAUUGGGUGGUGGAAAUCAGCCUGCCAGGGUGAGUCUUGUGCAAAUUCCGGGCAAAGAGGAGAUUCGGCAGAAAAACCUUUUCAGUGUUAGCGACUGCAAAAUGUACUGGCAGAACAAUGGAGAAUAUCUGGCUGUCCAGGUAGACAGGUACACAAAAACAAAGAAGAGCAUUUACACUGGGUUUGAGCUGUUCAGAAUCAAGGAACGAGACAUCCCAAUUGAGGUCUUUGAAUUGGACAACAAGAAUGACAAGAUUAUUGCCUUUGCAUGGGAGCCCAAAGGCCACCGCUUUGCUGUUAUUCACGGUGAUGGGCCCAAGCCUGAUAUCAGUUUCUACACCAUGCGCGCAGUCAACAAUAACGUUAGUCGUGUGUCCAAGCUCACCACACUCAAGGGCAAGCAGGCCAAUGCAUUGUUCUGGUCUCCUGCUGGGCGUUUCAUUGUUCUGGCAGGGCUGAAGGGCUUCAAUGGCCAGCUGGAGUUCUUCAACGUUGAUGAUCUUGAGACCAUGGCGACAGGAGAACAUUUUAUGGCAACUGACAUCAUGUGGGACCCUACUGGAAGAUUCCUCGCAACUGCAGUUACCUCGGUUCAUGAGAUGGAAAAUGGUUUUCAAAUUUGGUCCUUCAAUGGGAAGCUAAUUUACAAGAUUUCAAAGGAUCACUUCUAUCAGUUCCAAUGGCGCCCAAGGCCACCAUCACUACUUACUCCUGAGAAGGAGGAGGACAUCUCAAAGAACCUCAAGCGGUACAGCAAGAAGUACGAACAGGAGGAUCAGGACGUGUCCAACCAGGUGGGCGAGCAGGAGCGCAAGAGGCGCACACAGCUUCAGGAGGAGUGGUUAGCAUGGGUGGCCAAGUGGAAGCAGCUGCACGAGGAGGAGCGAUCAUACAGGAUGGAGCUGAGAGGCGGGGAGGAGAGCGACAAGGAGGAAGAGGCGGAGUACAAGGAGAUUGAGGCGGAGGAGUUGGUGGAUGUCACAGAAGAAAUUGUUGCCUUUGACCUGGACCAGGAGUGAAAGCACACAAGAAGCUUAUGCUAUAGCCCUCUGUUCAUUUUCUGUUGCCUGUUGUGUAGAUUGCUAUCGUUUUGCAUGAUAGGCUCCGUAGAUCAAGCGAAUAAUUUGUUGAUCUUUCUGCAAGUUUUAUUGCACACUUCUCCUAAAUUUACCCGUCAUGUUUGUGGAGACCAAAUUUUGUGGUUGUAACGUUCAUCAAUUUGUUUUUUCUGGCAAA